GUGUGUGUGUGUGUGUGUGUAUGUAUGUAUGUUCCUGAAAUCUUUUGCAGACUGUCUUCCUUCUGUUCUCCUCAGCUGGGGAACCUUCUCCCUGCCAGAGGGCAGUGGGCUAGAAUAGGCUGAAGGAGAGGCCAGAAAACAGAAUUGAUCUCCUCACUUAUGGAAGUGCCAAAAGAUUGUUAAUGUACCAGAAGUCCCCUCUUAGAAGGAAAGCUCAGCUGGAUGAGUUGGAAAGAGGGGCACUGAUCCUUGGAAAUACAGCGUGACUGACAUCAGUGGGUACAAGGUGUUUGAAAGCAGCCGGGACAGCAGCCCACGCGGUGUCUUCUGGACUCUUAUCAGGAGAUAUCACCCAGGAUAAAGCAAGUUAUCUACACAAGUCUGAUUCUCUGGAUUUAAAGAAGUUUCUCUCUUCAGUGGGAACCUUCCAUUCACUUUUGUCUUCUCACAAGUUUGCUCCAGUAGAAAGGUGGAGCCUGAGGUGCUGUGGGAUUCUCAGGCCAGUGCUCUGUCGUGUGGGAGUUCUGGUCUCUUCCUGAUCCUCCCGCUCACAGUGAAAGAUCACUAGUCCUGGAAACUAGGCCCUUUCCUUCCAAAAGCAAAUAAUAGAAAUAGGAUUGGGAUCAGAUCCAGGAAAAUGAGCAAACAAAGAAAAUGAUCCAAGAUUCCACAAUCUGAACGACUGAAUCCGUGGGAGCUAUCCUCAGCCGUGCUCCGGGCAUUCUCUUGGGUCAGGCAUAGAAGUGGACAGCUGUGUGGCAAUGGGAGAUGAGAAGGGCAUGAAACGAAUGCUACUGGAAUGCAGUUUUAGUGACAAAUUGUGUAUUGUCCAGCAUCAGCAGUAUGAAAUCAUCAUUGUUCCAGCCCUUCUGGUUGGCGUCUUCCUCAUCACUGUUGGGGUAAUCCUGUGGCUUUUUCUCAGAGGAAAAAGAUCUCAGCAACAGUCUCCUGGACUCCAAGGCAAUGCCCCCGUGCCUCCAUCUAGGAGCCUAAACCAGGAAGCUGGAGAACAUGGAAGAAGUGUGUUUGUGCCACUUAAGGAGACAACGGUGGAAAGCCUUCUAAAAACGUCCACACAUGCCCUGGCUAAGCUGCAGGUGCCCCGAGAGCAACUCUCUGAAGUUCUGGAGCAGAUCUACAAUGGGAGUUGUGGGGCCAUCUAUCGAUCCAAGAUGCACACUGGGGACCCUGCCAAGUCCAAGAGUGUUGUCCUCAAGACUUUAAAAGAAUCAGCUGGGCUCCACGAGAUUCAAGAUUUCUUAGGGAGAAUCCAAUUCUAUCAGUACCUGGGGAAGCACCAGAACCUGGUGCAGCUGGAAGGCUGCUGCACAGAAGGGCUGCCGCUCUAUAUGGUGUUGGAGGAUAUGGCCCAGGGGGACCUGCUCAGCUUUCUCUGGACCUGCCGCCGGGACGUGAUGACCAUGGAUGGCCUUCUCUAUGAUCUCUCAGAAGUACAAAUAUAUCACAUUGGGAAGCAGGUCCUCUUGGCUUUGGAAUUUCUCCAGGAUAAGCAUCUGUUCCAUGGGGAUGUGGCAGCCAGGAAUAUUCUGAUCCAAUGUGAUCUUACUGCUAAGCUCUGUGGACUGGGCCUGGCUUACGAAGUCCACACCCACGGGGCCAUCUCCUCUACUCGCACCAUACCUCUCAAGUGGCUCGCCCCAGAACGGCUUCUGCAGAGACCAGCUGGCAUUAGAGGAGACAUCUGGUCCUUUGGAAUCCUGCUUUAUGAGAUGGUGACUCUAGGGGCACCACCAUAUCCCGAAGUCCCUCCUGUCAGUAUUCUACAACAUCUCCAAAGAAGGAAAAUCAUGAAGAGACCCAGUAGCUGCACACACACCAUGUAUGGUCUUAUGAAGUCCUGCUGGCGCUGGAGUGAGGACAGCCGCCCUUCCCUUAGAGAGCUAUGCUCACGCCUAGAAACUGCUGCUCAAACUGCAGAUGACAAGGCUGUGCUGCAGGUACCAGAGCUGGUGGUGCCUGAGCUGUAUGCAGCUGUGGCAGGGAUCAGCGUGGACAGCCUCUCCUACAGCCACAGCUUCCUUUGACAAUCCCAGGGCAAGAAACAUCCAUGGGUGAUCAUAUACUCUUGGAACCAAUUUCUCCAAGAACAGAGGAUGGACUUUCUAAUGGGACGUAAAGAGAGAAAGAGGACAUGGAUCCUGGAUUUCCCCCAUACGUUUCCCUAGAUAUGUGAAGUGAUGCUGGGUGAAACUCUACACGCUGCAUACCCUUGAGGCUGAGAAAUACAAUUUCAUUUCUGCUGUCCCAGUCUUGAAGACUCAGGGUAGAAGUGGUAGCCAGUGUCACUGCACAGGAGGUUUUAGAAAUCUGUGAUGUUUGCUGGGGCACAGUACAAAUAAGCUGGUUGCUCCCACCACAGGCUAGUUUCCUCCUGAAGGAUGCUUUUAUCGAGGCUAUUAUAAGGUCCACAGAAAUUAGUCAAAUGAGGGACUAGAAAGCCAAUAAAGAACUUGAUGAGAGAAAAUUAAAGGUCCUUCUAUUUGCUCAGGAGUAUAGAUGUGGACUAAGGUCAUCCUUCAAAGUGAAGGUGGAGAAAGGAUGUCACAUUCCUCAGUCCUGGCCCCUUCAUGCAGGGCUGGAGGAGAACUGUGAAGGAAAACUUCUGAGUUUCCCCUGAGCGUAGGUAAGAGAAAGAUAGCCCCCUUUUCCCUAAUAGUAACACAGGUAAACCCUGGUGGUUUUACUUUUAACGAGAACCUGGAGGGAUCAUUUUAUGAUUAGGAACAUUCAACAUGUGUUCAUCAGGCCAGCUUCCUGGUCCCUGUAAGACUAAGGAGACGGAGCCUGGAGAGUCAGGCUCAUGAUGAAUAUAAUGUGUGUGUUUAACAAAUAGGGAAUGUGGAAAUCAAGCAAGAAUGCUUAGUAGGCCAGAAGGUCUUUAACAAGGGCUAGCAAAGGACAUCACCUGAGACAGAAGGAUGGUAGCUUCUGAUUUUCAAUCAUCUGCUGAUGUAUUGUGAAACUUAUUUCAUUACGUUAAUAUUCACUGAGUGAAAGUGGGCUUUUCUAGUAUACAGCUGCUAACAUCUUGACAAUAGGGAGGAUAAAAGUAAAUAAAUGGAAGUUAACGUCAACAGAAAAAUUCAAGAGGCAAUCUACAUUGGCAGAAAAUGGAUAAAUGGGGAUAAUACUUACCUCACAGGGUUGUUGUGAGGACU
Messenger RNA from Rhinolophus ferrumequinum (greater horseshoe bat), 3179 nucleotides. RefSeq names its product serine/threonine/tyrosine kinase 1 (gene STYK1). Gene Ontology annotation, molecular function: transmembrane receptor protein tyrosine kinase activity; ATP binding. The coding region runs from base 762 to 2045 and encodes 427 amino acids. The record is from RefSeq and is a predicted model, not a curated record. Lineage: Eukaryota; Metazoa; Chordata; Mammalia; Chiroptera; Rhinolophidae. Gene Ontology annotation, biological process: cell surface receptor protein tyrosine kinase signaling pathway; positive regulation of kinase activity; multicellular organism development. Gene Ontology annotation, cellular component: signaling receptor complex. The transcript has 11 exons.